AUGUCUCUGAAAGUGUUGUUAACAACAGUCUACGUGGUUUUCGUCUUUCUCUGUAACAAUCAAGCGACAUCGACUGGUAUUCACAGCCUUCGUUAUUAUGGCUAUAAUACACCAAUGGAGAUUGAACAUAGAUAUGAUGCAGAUUUAUUUCUGAAGGGGACAGAAACCUCACCGAAUAAUAUCACUGGGGUUACGACAAACGAAGCAGUUAACCGAUCGUCAAAGAAUAUACGGUUACCACAAACUGUAUUCCCUCAUUUCUAUGAUCUACGGCUUCAAGUUCACAUUCAUGGAAAUGCUGAUACUCAAGACUUCUAUUUCAAUGGAUCUGUGACUACAAAGAUUCAGUGUUUAGCAGCAACUGCAGAACUCUUUAUUCAUGCUUAUCCCAAUCUCAAUGUCAGUAUGGAUCAAAUCAGAAUAUAUUCGGACAAUAAAGAAGAUGUAAGGAAGUCAGAAAUUCCAAUACAGAGGAUAUCCUACGAUAAAGAUGCUGAAUGGUACCAUAUACAGCUAAAAGAUGCACUACAACCAAAUGCAAGUUAUAAACUGAUAUUUGGUCAAUUUAAUUCUUCACUAACCUAUGAACCGGUAGGAUUUUAUCUGAGUCGGUAUGCAGAAAAUGGAACUUAUAAGUACUUAGCAAGCACACAAUUUGAGGCAACUCAUGCAAGGCGUGUAUUUCCUUGUUGGGAUGAACCUGGAUUUAAGGCUGUAUUUCAGGUUACCAUCAUACGCCACAAGGAUUUUUAUACACUUUCAAAUAUGCCUGUUAACAACACAGUGGCGCUUUACGCUGAUUGGCGUCAAGAUCAGUUUCAACCAAGUGUAAAGAUGUCUUCAUAUCUGUUGGCAUUUGUGGUUUCACAAUUUCAUGGACUUCAUGCUGUGGAUUCAAAGGGAAGAAAUUUUACUGUCUGGACAAGACCAGAGAAAAUUGAAUCAGCCAGGUAUGCUUUGGAUAUCGGUAGAAGACUUCUUGCAUACUUUGAAAAUUACUUUGGAGUGCCUUACCCACUUCCAAAAAUGGAUAUGGUUGCACUUCCUAACUUUUACUCUGAUGCAAUGGAAAACUGGGGUCUAAUAAUAUGUCGAGAAAAUGGACUGUUAUGGAAUCCGAGUACUGGUGCAGCUGCAUCGAAAUUACUGGUGACAGUUACUAUUGCCCAUGAAAUAUCUCAUCAGUGGCUUGGCAAUUUAGUAACGAUGAAAUGGUGGAACAACCUGUGGUUAAAGGAAGGUUUUGCAAACUUUUUUGAAUACAUUGGAACAGACUUUAUUCAACCACAUUGGAAAGUGGAUAGACAUUUCAUUAUUAAUGAUAUGCAAGGAGCGAUGAUCUCAGAUGUCUCCAUAGAAUCUCAUCCUGUUAUUAAUUCAGCUGAAUAUCCAGGCGAGAUCGAGGACAUUUUUGAUCCGAUAACAUACAGUAAGUUAACAGACUUAAGACUGGAUGUAUUUCGGUGGGAAUUUUCAUUCGAUAAGAAAUUACCAUUUUCGAGUCAUAGACACAAUCGAAGUGAUAUCACAGGGGCUGCAGAAUUAGCAUCUCGACAAAGGGAAGAAUGUGUUCCGUUUACUUAUAAAUAUUGUAAUUAG
This is a messenger RNA of Trichobilharzia szidati, 1599 nucleotides long. NCBI's taxonomy places the organism in Eukaryota, Metazoa, Platyhelminthes, Trematoda, Strigeidida, Schistosomatidae. The record is from the annotation of a GenBank genome assembly.